AUGGAGGUUCCUUCUUCUUUUAAUGUUGUGAAAAAUCAUCUUGAUCAGGUCAUCCAGGAUCCGUCCACCCCGCUCGAUGUCACCACCCUGGACAAGCUCAAGGUCGAACUCAUUGCCAAUACCAGCCAGAACGUUCUCUCUACUAUUCUCACUCAAGUUUCGCAGGUCCUCCCUAUAUUGCGUGAAGAUCCGUCUCCUUUAGUGGAAUUAGCUACCACAGCCGUUUCAUAUCUGUCUUUCACCCAACUCCAAUCAAUCCGCCCGCCCUUAAAUUUGCUCGCUGGCAUCAAAGCCCCAUCUCCACCCAUCAACCUCCUUACUUUAUCUCUGCUAAGAAAAGGUAGUAAUUCAAGCGGUGAUACAGCGAUUAUUUCUGGAAACCCAGCUCUUGUGAUCGCCCUAGUAGAGCUUUGGCUUACGGUCUCUGAAACCGCGGUCUCGCAAUCUGCUUUUGAUGUUCUAUGGGCUCUCCUAGAAGCCGACUAUGUUCAUGACUACGAAAGCGAUGUCUUCGCAGAUAAGGAGAGGAAAAAUAAGAUAGGAGGCCAGGGGCUAAUGUGGAGGAGAGUAUUCAAUGAUAGAGAUGUGUACGAACGUUUGUUUUCCAUCUGCAGUUUGGACAACUCAGAACCGCCCGGGCAUAUCAGCAGGCGAGACAAGUCGGUAGCUCAAAGCAGACUAAUGGAUUUAAUUACCAAAGCGGGAUCCAUGGAUUGGCAGGCAAUAGCGGCGUCACAUUUCCCUGACAUUGAAUCUAAGUUCGGAUGCUCCAGUUUGCUGAGUUUUGCGGCCUCUCAAAUGGUCGACCCCGACGACGUACUCUUGCACAUGACCCAUAUCCAUUUUCUCCGUGAGCUGCUUCGAAUUGAAGCUCCCGGACUCCGUCAGCGCUCUAAAGUCCAGAGUCAUUCAUAUCCACCAUUUUCUUCCCCUUCCCUCGAAUACCUCAUUUCAAGCGGCCUCCACGCCAAGAUAAUGAAUUACUAUGUCGACCCUUCAAUCCUAGACCCUGCAUACUCACCGAUUCUCUUGGGGCCAGUUAUGGGCUAUAUCUCUCAAUAUGCGAUACUAUAUCCAAAUCAUCUACUUCAGCAACCCCAAUCUUUCUUGGAUAAGAUUCUUUCGCGGAUAUCAGAGGCUUUUGACAUCCAGCCUGUUAAAUGGGCUCACGGCCCAGUUCCGACAGGUGAUCUUGACAUCCUUGCCUCUCUACCCCGAGUAAUGCUCGUAGAGGCAGGAGACAGAUGGAUAAACCCGGUACAGUCGAUACCUUCUAAGCCUAUAAAUAGUCAUGCAUUGGACGCUCUGGGCAGAAUAUUUAAGGGACCACCAGUCAUUGAAGGCGUUUCCAAUGAGCUUUUAGACCCACUUGAUCAAAAUCCAACAAGUCCCCGAGCGGAGGCCGCAGCCUCUCGUGUCUUAUAUUUUCGAUAUUUGAAUGAAAAUCCAGGUCUAUGGGCCAACGUUGUUGCUGCCGCUGACAUAGUUGCCAUGCAAGACACAGCCCUUGCAGCCAUCGCGUUCAUAAAAUCUGUCCUGACAGCAAAUUGGGUUGUGAUUCCUCCAAAUAAGAAUAGCUCAAUAACCCUUCCUAACCAACGAUUUGGUAUCCCCACCGAGGACCAGAUUUCCAAGCUUGGGCCGUCAACACAAGGCAAGCUCCCAGCCUCUGGUUUGUGGGCACUCUUUGUACCUCCAGCCCUAACAGAGGUACUGCCCUACCUUUUCAAAGCCCCACAGACAUACAAUAAUUUCGUCGCCGGUGGGGCUAGAGACACGGAGAAUGCUCUCUGGAGAAUUGCAACAGCCAAGUUCGAUGCGCUUGUUGCGCUCCAGAACGAAGUGAAGAAGGUUGAAGAACCGUUUGAAGGGUUUGACGAUAUUAUCCGAACACUUAAUAAGCGUGUUGCAGAGGGUCCGUGGGGCCCUCCGAAUCAAGUUGGCGGUCAGGUAGAUGCACUGGAGUUGUGA
Histoplasma capsulatum G186AR is the source of this 1971-nucleotide messenger RNA. RefSeq lists its product as uncharacterized. The record is from RefSeq and is a predicted model, not a curated record. The coding region runs from base 1 to 1971 and encodes 656 amino acids. The transcript has a single exon. NCBI's taxonomy places the organism in Eukaryota, Fungi, Ascomycota, Eurotiomycetes, Onygenales, Ajellomycetaceae.